AUGGCUCUGCAAGCAGCAGUGGCCACGCCUGCGACUGACUGUGGCCGUGCCGGCACUGCGACGACGGCCGAUCCUCUCAAUAGUGGCUCAGAUCCCCAGCGGCCAGACGACAACGACCUUUUGAGCACCGUGGCAGACGAACACCGUGGCAGAGCUCAUGAGUCUAGCGACACUCAAUCCGGUCCAGAUGCGGCCACUAGUAGCGAUGCUACCCUCGUGUCCAGGGGCAAUCAGCAUCAUUCUGCCACUACAGCGACUGGGCGCUUUAACUUGCGGUCAAAGAGAGAGCACGCGGACGUCGCGGCGGAUAGCCCGGCGAAGCAAACAGAGGGCGGUCACUCGGGCAAGGCAAGCAGGUCGCGGCCCAAGCAAAAGAAGCGAAAGUCCCAGACUCGGAUGCGCGACCACACAGUGGAGAGCAUGGCCAGGCUUGCUGGAGCGAAGUCGACCAAGCGUGUUCCGGAAAGCAUCGACGAGAAGACUAUGCAUUCGCAGUACUUUAGAACACAGCCCGCAGGAACGAUGGACCAUGAAAUCGACGCUUUCUCCGAGCUCUAA
Messenger RNA from Microdochium trichocladiopsis, 558 nucleotides. RefSeq lists its product as uncharacterized. The transcript has a single exon. NCBI's taxonomy places the organism in Eukaryota, Fungi, Ascomycota, Sordariomycetes, Xylariales, Microdochiaceae. The record is from RefSeq and is a predicted model, not a curated record. Bases 1 to 558 code for a protein of 185 amino acids.